GGUGGCUCAGGGGUUCCGUGUGGAAAGGAGUGUUGGGGGUUCGGGUGCAAAGUUUAGUUUCAAACCGUCUGCAAAGAGCGGUGGUGCCGCUGCCUUUUGGAGCGGGGAGACGGAGACGAGAAGCAGAGACGGCGCCGCGGCGGCAGCCGAAGGACCGAGCAGAGGGAGAGCCUCCCCAGGAACCGGCAGCCGGCGGACUCCGGGAGAAGAAGAGAGCCGGGAAGCCGCGCGGCCGGCUCCGCCACCCCGUUGGCCGCGCCGGGCACCCCCAGUAUAGCUGUUGCUUCCUUGGCGCCUGCCGUCUCCGCCUCCUCCGCCCUUCCCGAUCCGCUGCUGAGCCGAGCCGAGCAGGAGGGCUCUCGCUGCUGGGCUCGCUCUAGGAGGAUGGGUGUGGAGGAUCCCGGCAAGCCGCCGGCCCCGGGUCGGGGUCGGGGUCGGCGGCGGCGGCUGAUGUGCAUGCUGGCGCUGACCUUCCUCUUCUUCGUGCUGGAGGUGGUGGUGAGCCGCGUGACGGCCUCGCUGGCGAUGCUCUCCGACUCCUUCCACAUGCUCUCGGACGUGAUGGCCCUGGUGGUGGCCCUGGUGGCCGUGCGCUUCGCCCAGCGCACCCGCGCCACCAAGAAGAACACCUUCGGGUGGGUGCGGGCCGAGGUGAUGGGCGCCCUGGUCAACGCCGUCUUCCUGACCGCCCUGUGCUUCACCAUCCUGCUGGAGGCCAUCGAGCGCUUCACCGAGCCCCACGAGAUCCAGCAGCCCGCCGUGGUCAUCGGCGUCGGGGUGGCCGGGCUGCUGGUCAACCUCCUGGGGCUCUGCCUCUUCCACCAGCACGGCGGCGGCGGCGGCCACGGCCACUCGCACGGAGGGGGCGGGGGCCACCACCGGGGCAAGGCGGAGCGGCCUCCCGCCGGCGACCCGCAGAAGGAGGAGGAGACCAACACCCUGGUGGAGAACUACAGCAGCUCCAACGGAGUGAGCCUGGAGAAGCUAGGUGAUAUGAAAGACAGGGAAGUGAACCUACAGCCAAAUGGAAAUAUUAGCGAUGAUUCUCUAGAAAUGGAGGUUGAAGUAGACUCUAGUGCCCAGCUCAACAUGCGUGGAGUAUUCCUUCAUGUUCUUGGAGAUGCCUUGGGUUCAGUUGUUGUUGUGGUGAAUGCCUUGAUAUUCUAUUCUUACUGGACUCCAUGCCCCAAGGAUGGGCCUUGUCAUAAUCCAUGUAUCAAUGACCACUGUGAGGGAAAUAGUUCUCAAAAUUUUGGCAAUAUGAAUGCAACUGAAUUGGAGACAAUUCCUCAAGCUGGUCCCUGCUGGGUUUUGUAUCUCGAUCCUGCAUUGUGUCUGAUAAUGGUUUUCAUCCUGCUCUACACAACUUAUCCGCUGCUUAAAGAAUCCGCCCUUAUCCUUUUGCAAACUGUUCCCAAGCAAAUUGAUAUUCGCUCUUUAAGCGAGAAACUCCGUAAACUGGAAGGAGUGGAAGCUAUCCACGAAUUGCAUGUUUGGCAGCUGGCUGGAAGCAGGAUCAUUGGCUCCGCUCACAUCAAGUGUCCAGACCCAGAAUCGUACAUGAAAGUGGCGAAGCACAUUAAAGACAUCUUUCACGAUGAAGGGAUACACGCAACAACCAUUCAACCUGAAUUUACUGUUAUGGGUACUGAUGUGAAUGCUAGCAAAUGUGAACUGCCCUGCAAAGUCCAGUGUGCUCUGAAGCAGUGUUGUGAGACUGUGGAAAAGGUUGCUGCAAAGAAGCCUGAAAAGGCAAUUAGUAUUUCUUGCUCUGAAAUAGUCAUUGGCUCUCCACACCACAAAGCCAGGAGGACUAAAUCAGAGUGUAUACCUGUUGUAAAGCUAGAGUCAGAACCUGACCCUAACAAACAAUUUGAAUCAUCUUUGUAAUUCCCAAAGUUGUGCUGAGUGGAAUCCUGGAUUCGAUCACAGGUUGGUUGUGAGAAGAAACUAAUUUUAAAGAGACAACUUGCAGAGUAAUGUAACUGCUGAAGUCCCUGUUCUUGUCACAUCUAAUAAAUCUCAUCUGCCUGCUUGAAAGGAUAUCAUUGUGCCAUCCUGAUACACCGUUUGUGUUCACUUUUAGUUGAAUAGCACAGAAAAGUUCAGCAAUGCUGCAGCAACUCUGAAAAACCUGUUCCAACAUUUCUACUGAGAUGAGAUGACUUUUGAGUUUAAAACUAAAAAUUCUUCCGACAGUCCUCUUCCCCCACCCCCAAACUUGAAACUCGGUUUUAUUAAGUUUCUCUGUCCUGUCUCUCUCUUUCUCUGAAAAUAUUUUAUAAACCAUAAGGAGAGGAAACCAAAGUUGGCAGAAAUGUUUUUUGCUUUUUUUUAUAAACACCUUGCGGAAUUUUAGUUCCUUUUUCAAUGGUAGGGUGGAUGCAAUUCUAAGUAGGCUUACUACAUAGCAUUAGUAGCAUCUUAAAACAUAUCCAGUACUUGUUGGCAAGGCCCCUCUUUGUAUUGGGUCUGUAAAGUAGGAGAAAGUGGCUGCGUUGAGAAUGGACUGUAAAGAAUUACAUUCUGUUAAGUUUAUUUGUUUAUCCCCUGUACUGUAAGGUUAACUUUUCAGACAGAAAUUGAACAUACCCUUCAGGAGUAUUGUUUUUUUCCUUCUCUAUUACAAAGCUUCAUUAGACUAUUGUGUAGGUUUUAGAAUUUAAUGGAAACUCAAGUGGAGUUGUGCUGGGACUAGAAAUCCAGAGCUGGUCUCUGUUUUAGCAGCGUCAUCUCUGGCUUGCUCUAAUGGAAGGGUCUGUUACUACCAGCUGGAUUACAUCUAGUUUUCUGGAUUUAUAAUUUUUUUAAGCAUCUAGAACUGAAUUGGUGUAUAUUGCUUAAACAUUUUAUAUAAUAUAUAUAAUUUCUUAAGAUAUUUGUCCCAUUCUGAGCCAAUUUGCCCAUUAGGCUAAAACCGUGUGCAGUUAAAACACCAUGAAUAACAAAAUACAGGCAGCUAAGGCAACAGUUGCAACAUACUGUCAAUUAUUUUGCCUGCAACAAUUUCAUAUGGUGGAGCAGAACUCUGGCCUAGUUCAGUCUUAUCAAGUUUUAGGUUUGGAAGGCCUAAAGAUGCAAACUGUUUGGUAAAUGAAGUAGUGGGUGGAAAUGCUUUCUCUUGCCAAUUAUUUGCUACAUGAAUUGGGCAAGUGGCUUGGGUGCAAUCCACGAAUCCUCUUCCAAUAAAGUAGCUUAGUCCCACUGAAGUUGCGGGACUAACAUGGUUCUGAGUACAAGGAUGUUGGCUAAAGUUAUUCUGGAUCUGCCUCUUGUCUUCACUUUUUUUGAUGAAUUAAAAAUAGGAAAAAUUUGUACCCACAGAGAUGGCAUGGAUGUGAACUAGUUCUAACACACUUUGAGAUCUCUUGUUGGAAGGUACAGGAUUUCAGGAUUGCUAUAUUUCUGUAACAUAGCUUAGUACUUUCAACAGUGGUUCUGUGUACAAUCACUACCAGCUACUGCCAGAGGAACAGAGUCUGGUUGGGAGUUGCCUUAAGCAUUUUAGUCUGUGUUAAGUUAAGGGUUUUUUUGCCUUUUAGUUUUAAUGGCAGUGUCGUUUUGUAUCCCAUGCUCUGGAAUACAUUGGCACAGGCAGCUGUGGGCAAAGGGAGGGAGCCUGGAAACAGAGCUCCAUUAGCAAAGCAGGUGGUCCUGCCUGCCUCUUCCCCCUCCCUUGCAGUUGCCCGUGCUGCCACACCCAGCAUUGCCAAGGGUCUCUCAACAACAGCCCCUUGGUAAUCUCGGGGGGGGGGACUGUCCCGGAAGAAGGUGGUGUCUGUGAAUACUCUGCAUUGUGCACAGUGCUGGUCUUUGUGAGCCACUGAACUUCACUGACUUGCCCUGCUUUUUAUUAGCAUGGGGUUGCCAAAAGUGGUAGACCCCAUCCCCUGCACUGCACUUCCCAGUGUGGCAUUCAAGCCUAACUUUUGCAGAACGCACUCUAAAAGCGUUACAAGGCUGUACUUGUAAAAUGAUCUGAUAUGCUUAGCAAUGCCUCUUGUGCCCCUUUUGUUAGUGUCACCGGUUACUACCCCCAAUUUGUCUCCCAUUCAUUAUUGGAAGUAUGCAAUAACCACUUUGUGAUUCUCAUGCAACUGUAUUUUAAUUGAAAUACAGCAAUUCUGGAAGUCUCGGCAGCUUUACUCUUGCAUUGACACAGCUAGACGGCAUAGCUGUUUCACUGGGAAUGUACAGAAUAGACAAUGUAUUGAUAGACAGGCAGAAAAAGCCACUAUAUUAUAAUAAGCCUUGAAGCUAAAGAGGUUCCCAUUUCUUUUUGUGUGUGUGUGUGCUACACAUAUGAACUAGCCCCCCCUCUUUUUAAAGGGGUUCCAUCUUGCAUAGACUUGGAAGAUGGCACACGACCUAGAUGGUCACGUUACUUUUAAUCUCAUCUUUGCUUUAAUGGGCCCACUUCUUGAACUGGGUUAGCUGGUAUAUACUUUGGAAUAUGGUGGUAGCUUCUUUGGAGCAUUUUUAAAAACAACAAAAACUGCUGUAUCUCUCUAAAGCACAAACUUUGAUUCUCUCAUUUUUGAGUUUGCACUGCAGUGAUAAGGGAGGAAAGCAGUUAAAUGUUUUGUGUACAGGUGCAAUUUUAUGUGUCAGGUUUUAAAAAAUUUAUUCAACAGCUUGCUUUUUUGGUAAAACAUUUUAUAUCCAUUUCUGCUUUUCACAUGUAGGGUUUCAGAAACAUCAGCUAGAUAACUUUUUUUAUUUGGAACAAAACUGAACACUUUAAAUAACCACCUCCAGCUACAGGAGGUAUCUGUUAUACUUGAUUGCAUGUAAGAAUAUGGAAGCCAGUUCUGCAAACACGUAGAUUUUUUUCCUAAAUUCCAGAGGUGUUUCAACUAGAACAGAAAUAAUGAACACUGCAUGUUCCAUACAUAUGUGUCUGGCAAACCUCAUAAUGUCAGGUGACUGGUCUACUUAGCCGCAUUUUCACAGCAAAAACAGCAUCAUGGCUUUCUGAGACGUGUUGCUGAAAAUAUAGUGAAGUAAAUGUGAAGUGGCUGGACUCCUUUAAGAAGUUCCACUGCAGAAACUCACAGAUGAACUUGUGUUAUGUUCACGCACUGACAUGUGGAGCAGCUCUGGAAGAUGACUGGAUUAUGAUUACUUAGUGUUUGCAGAACUGGCCUAUAAAUGAGAGAAAGAGACCUUUUACAAAUGGAUUGUUUGUAAGUGGCACUCAUGUUUGAAUGUUUCAAAACUACUUACAGUUCUGGAAGCAAGCAGUGCUCAAGAAGAUUCCUUUAUCAUGCUGUAAGGUCUGCUUUUCCCUUCUCCCUCCCCCACCCUGUGAGCAUCAGUAGCACUUGCUGUAUGCAAAUAGUUGCAGUUCAGCAACUCUUCACAUCCAUCCAUCAGCAAGACCACUGUCUCCAUGGAGUUAAUGGGAAACUGUUUGUUUCUGAGUAGAAUGCACUUUUUGGCUUCUCACUAGUGGGGGAGAAACCACCUUAACACUGCACCCCCUUGAGGUUUUUUUUACCCUCUAAGUUGCUUGUGAAAGGAGUAUUAAAUAUUUAAAGGUAUUAAAUACAAGAUUUAAAUAUGCUGCUUUAAUUUCAUAAUAGCAUCAAUGUAGCCUUCUGAGACUCUGGCUUAUGUUUACAGAACAAUAAUUGAAUAUUACAAUAAAUGUUCUAUUUUGGUUCUUUCUUGCACCAUCACUUCACCACAUGGUGAAAUGAAAGGUACUAGCGCUUCACGUGCCUGAGAUGAGAACAUAUUUUGAAAUUUCUUUUGUAAGCCAAAUGCAGCCUUACUUAUAACAGGAGCUUUGAUUCCUCCAUGUGAUCUUGGGUUUGUGUCAUUAAACUGCCUGUAUGAAGAACACUUCUGUGUCUUACAAGUACGUGAGCCUGAUUUCCAACACCCCCACUUGUGUGCUGUGUGUGUGUGUAUUUAAGUGUUCUUGAGUCUCCACACCCAUCUGCUUCGUGGUAGCUAGAGAGACAUCAUCUCUUGCAUUACAUGGGUUGUGUUUGAAACCAGUUUUGGAGACAUAAUCGGCAUGUUUGUACCUGGCUACAUCUUACCAGUGACAAUGGGCUUCUGUUAAACCAGUAAUGCUACUGUGUUUCUUUGCAUAAACAUAAAACUGAGAAGGAAAUAAAUAUUGCUAUAUAAAACAUGAAA
Molecule: messenger RNA, 6150 nt
Organism: Hemicordylus capensis (graceful crag lizard)
Lineage: Eukaryota; Metazoa; Chordata; Lepidosauria; Squamata; Cordylidae
Gene: SLC30A1
Product: solute carrier family 30 member 1
Exons: 2
Coding region: 385-1890 (501 amino acids)
Biological process (GO): intracellular zinc ion homeostasis; detoxification of zinc ion; zinc ion transmembrane transport
Cellular component (GO): Golgi apparatus; membrane; endoplasmic reticulum
Molecular function (GO): zinc ion transmembrane transporter activity; calcium channel inhibitor activity
Source: RefSeq, a predicted model, not a curated record